Messenger RNA from Eutrema salsugineum, 952 nucleotides. Its product is annotated as putative Myb family transcription factor At1g14600. Gene Ontology annotation, molecular function: transcription cis-regulatory region binding. The record is from RefSeq and is a predicted model, not a curated record. Gene Ontology annotation, cellular component: nucleus. Gene Ontology annotation, biological process: regulation of DNA-templated transcription; abaxial cell fate specification. The transcript has 6 exons. Bases 101 to 883 code for a protein of 260 amino acids. NCBI's taxonomy places the organism in Eukaryota, Viridiplantae, Streptophyta, Magnoliopsida, Brassicales, Brassicaceae.
CUUGGGUUUAAGGAAAAAUAAAAUCUUGUUUCGUUAUUUCAAAAUCGAAAGGGUUCUCUACUUACUAGCCUACUAGGGUUCUUGUUACUGAUUUUAAGAAAUGGGUAAAUGUGGUGGGAGAAAUGGUAACGGAAACUUUAACGGCGUUGGGUAUAAUGGUAACGGAGGCGGUGGAGUUAGGCCAUACGUACGGUCUCCGAUUCCUCGGCUCAGAUGGACGCCGGAUCUUCACCGUUGUUUCGUUAACGCCGUCGAUAUGCUCGGUGGCCAACACCGAGCCACUCCAAAGCUUGUUCUUAAGAUGAUGGAUGUGAAGGGACUCACCAUUUCACAUGUCAAGAGCCAUCUCCAGAUGUAUAGAGGUUCUAAACUCACUUUGGGUAAACCAGAGGAAAGCUCUUCAUCUUCAAUAAGAAGAAGACAAGACACUGAAGAAGAUUAUCUUCAUGACAACUUGUCUUUACACACAAGGAAUGAUUGUCUUUUGGGGUUUCACUCUUUUCCUCUUUCUUCACAUUCUCCUCUUAGAGGAGGAAGGAGAAAGGAGCAGACUUCAGAGUUUGGUGAUGAUGAUGAUGAUGACUUUCUUCACAUCAUGAACAUGGAGAAGACGAAGGAAACGACGACGUUUCAAUCGCAUCAUUUCCUCGAGAAAACAGUGAAGGAGACGAAGAAUUGGGAAAAUACUUGGCAAGAACACGAAGAAGAAGAAGAUUUGUCGUUGUCUCUUUCAUUGAAUAAUCAUCACUGGAGAAGCAAUGCAUCGUCAGUGAGCGAAACGAGUGAAGCGGUCUCCACUUGUUCUGCACCUUUCGUCUUCAAAGAAUGCAAACCAAAGCUUGAUCUCAACCUUAAUCUUUCAAUUUCUCUCAUCGGCAGCUGAAAUUAUUAAAUAAAAAUAUUUGUUUCUUAGAUUAGUUGCACUAAAAUAUCAUAUAUUUUUUUAUGUGAA